CCUCCCCCCACUCCCUCUGGCCUGGCCUCUCUAGCUACUCCCUCCAUUUUCCCUCUCUUUCUAUAUAAGCCCGUAUCUACCGUUCCCCAGUUCCAGCAUUUUUAUUGUUAUUCUUUGCCCUCCCUUUCUCUGCCUUUCUUUCUCUCACUCGUUCCCUUCUUGAUUUUUCACGAGGCGGGCGAGGGUGAUUUUCAUUUCCUUUCGACUCUCUCUUCAGGUCUCUUUGAGCCGUAGCCAUGGCCACUGGACAGUUAUUUUCUCGAACUACACAAGCUUUGUUCUACAACUACAAACAACUUCCCAUUCAACGGAUGCUCGAUUUCGACUUCCUUUGCGGGAGGGAAACACCAUCUGUUGCUGGUAUCAUUAAUCCUGGUGCUGAGGGAUUUCAGAAACUCUUCUUUGGUCAAGAGGAAAUCGCGAUCCCCGUACAUUCUACCAUUGAGGCAGCAUGUGCUGCACAUCCAACAGCCGAUGUUUUUAUUAACUUCGCAUCGUUUCGAAGUGCUGCUGCUUCGUCCAUGGCUGCGCUGAAACAGCCAACCAUUCGAGUUGUUGCUAUAAUUGCUGAAGGUGUUCCUGAGUCAGACACCAAGCAGUUGAUUGCAUAUGCCCGCUCCAACAAUAAGGUUGUUAUUGGUCCAGCUACCGUUGGAGGAAUUCAGGGUGGAGCUUUUAAGAUAGGUGACACUGCUGGAACAAUUGACAAUAUUAUUCAGUGCAAGCUGUACAGGCCUGGAUCUAUCGGCUUUGUCUCCAAAUCCGGUGGCAUGUCAAAUGAAAUGUACAACACUAUUGCCCGUGUUACAGAUGGAAUCUAUGAAGGCAUUGCAAUUGGAGGAGAUGUCUUCCCAGGCUCCACUUUAUCUGACCAUAUCUUGCGGUUUAACAAUAUUCCUCAGGUAAAGAUGAUGGUUGUCCUUGGAGAACUUGGUGGACGAGAUGAGUAUUCUUUAGUUGAAGCCUUGAAACAGGGAAAAGUGAACAAGCCAGUUGUUGCUUGGGUCAGUGGAACUUGUGCACGACUCUUCAAAUCAGAAGUACAGUUCGGUCAUGCUGGAGCUAAGAGUGGUGGUGAGAUGGAGUCUGCACAGGGGAAGAAUCAAGCACUAAGGGAAGCUGGAGCUAUUGUUCCCACUUCAUAUGAAGCUUUGGAAGCUGCAAUCAAGGAGACAUUUGAGAAACUGGUUGAAGAAGGGAAGAUUACACCUGUGAAGGAAGUUAAGCCUCCACAAAUCCCAGAAGAUCUUAACAGUGCAAUUAAGAGCGGAAAAGUUCGUGCUCCAACUCAUAUUAUUUCGACCAUCUCUGAUGACAGAGGUGAGGAGCCAUGCUAUGCUGGUGUGCCCAUGUCUUCCAUUGUUGAGCAAGGUUAUGGUGUUGGUGAUGUCAUUUCUCUCUUGUGGUUCAAACGUAGCCUUCCCCGUUACUGUACUCAUUUUAUCGAGAUAUGCAUCAUGCUCUGUGCCGACCAUGGUCCCUGUGUCUCUGGUGCUCACAACACUAUCGUGACUGCAAGAGCUGGGAAGGACCUUGUUUCCAGCCUUGUUUCAGGUUUGCUUACUAUUGGUCCUCGAUUUGGUGGUGCCAUUGAUGAUGCUGCUCGAUACUUUAAAGAUGCUUAUGAUAGGGGUCUUACACCUUAUGAAUUUGUUGAAGGCAUGAAAAAGAAGGGCAUUCGUGUGCCAGGAAUUGGCCACAGGAUCAAGAGAGGGGACAACAGAGAUAAGAGAGUAGAGCUCCUCCAACGGUUUGCACGCACACAUUUCCCAUCUGUGAAGUACAUGGAAUAUGCCGUUCAAGUUGAAACCUAUACUCUCUCAAAGGCUAACAACCUUGUCCUCAAUGUGGAUGGUGCCAUCGGGUCUCUUUUCUUGGAUCUUCUUGCUGGAAGUGGAAUGUUCAGCAAACAAGAGAUUGAUGAGAUAGUUGAGAUUGGUUACCUGAAUGGGCUUUUUGUGCUAGCACGAUCUAUUGGUUUGAUUGGGCACACUUUUGACCAGAAGAGAUUGAAGCAGCCACUGUACCGUCACCCAUGGGAGGAUGUUCUCUACACCAAGUGAGAGAUUCAUUCGCAGCAGGUGCAACAACCACCUGCUCUCCUCGAGCAUUUUCUUGGAGUUCUUGUGUCUGCAUUUUGAUGGGGUAAUGGUUUGUUUGGUUCUUAGGUUAGUGUUCGUAACGCUAGAUGGUGGGCCUCCCAUAGUUUAAUUUUUAUUCGAAGUUCGCAAGGAGAGAAAGUCUUCUGCCAAUUUAUUAAACAAAGUGAUGUUUGCUUGAUUAGAUUUAGUUCGUAGGUACCAGUUCCCCGGACAAAUAAGAGAUGUCAGGUUGUAUCUUGUAUGUGCGAAACGGUACAUUGUAUGAGAAUCCCUUCAUUCUGAAGUAAUGUAGGCAGUUCAAAAAUAAGCUUUUCUAAUUGUGAAUCA
Molecule: messenger RNA, 2429 nt
Organism: Theobroma cacao (cacao)
Lineage: Eukaryota; Viridiplantae; Streptophyta; Magnoliopsida; Malvales; Malvaceae
Product: ATP-citrate synthase beta chain protein 2
Biological process (GO): fatty acid biosynthetic process; acetyl-CoA biosynthetic process
Cellular component (GO): cytosol
Molecular function (GO): ATP citrate synthase activity
Source: RefSeq, a predicted model, not a curated record